Molecule: messenger RNA, 7522 nt
Organism: Stegostoma tigrinum
Lineage: Eukaryota; Metazoa; Chordata; Chondrichthyes; Orectolobiformes; Stegostomatidae
Gene: gcgra
Product: glucagon receptor a
Exons: 14
Coding region: 324-1841 (505 amino acids)
Biological process (GO): adenylate cyclase-activating G protein-coupled receptor signaling pathway; cell surface receptor signaling pathway
Cellular component (GO): plasma membrane
Molecular function (GO): glucagon receptor activity; peptide hormone binding
Source: RefSeq, a predicted model, not a curated record
GCCUCCCCCCCCCCAAGAGAGCCAGAGAGGGAGCAGAAAGCAGAGUGCAGCUCGCCCAAUCCCUCUGCAAACUUUGCUCACUUCAUCGCCUGGCGAAAUCGGACUCUGGGAUUAUUUGAAGCGUUGGGGAGAGAAGACGGGCAGAGAGAGCGGGGAACUUCACACUGCGCUCAGAAACAAGAUGCUGCUGCCCGUGCCUGGCUGUAUCAGCUCCUGCACGUGGCGAUGCUAACAGCUUCUAAACCCUCAGCCACUCCACGUGAGCACUGAGCAUUGCAGGACACCCUCAGAUGCACCAAUGAUUUCAGCAGCACUUCAGAGGCAUGUCACAAGCUCGAUUCUUUAUUCUCCUUGUACCACUGUCCAUGAAUUUUCAGGGAGCAUCCGUUGAAGUUCUGGAGAACACAGUGGAAAAGUGGAAAAGAUAUUCCGACGAAUGUUUUCGAAACAUGUCUCGGGCCUCGCAGCCGAAAGGUGUCGUGUGUAAUCGGACCUUCGAUAAGUACGCCUGUUGGCCCGAUGGCCUCCCAAACACCAUUGUGAACAUUUCGUGCCCCUGGUACUUACCGUGGUAUAAUACAGUGCAGGAUGGCUUCGUUUUCAGAAAGUGCGGGCCUGACGGUAACUGGGUGAUGGACACCAUUAAACAGCCCUGGAGAGACAGCAGCCAGUGCAAAGAUGAUCCCAAGGAUGACCGAGCUCAGCAGGAACAAGGGAAGAUUUUACACGGUUUCAAGAUAAUGUACACAGUGGGAUAUUCGCUGUCUUUAGGGACCCUGGUGUUGGCCCUGGGAAUUCUGGUGGGAUUUGGGAAACUUCACUGUAUGCGGAACUACAUCCACAUGAACCUGUUUGCCUCUUUCAUCCUUCGAGCAGUCUCUAUCCUCAUUAAAGACGCUCUUUUUAAAACGCAGUACAAACAAAUCACAGAGGAUGUUGAUAUUAAAGUCUGGUUUAACAAUGAGACCGCAGCAGGUUGCAGAACAGCUCAAGUCCUCAUGCAAUAUUGCAUCGGGGCGAAUUACUAUUGGCUGCUGAUUGAAGGGAUCUACUUACACAACCUGCUGGUGAUUGCUGUCUUCUCCGAAAAGAGCUACUUUAAUAUUUAUUUAUGCAUCGGCUGGGGAUCACCAGUGUUAUUCGUCGUCCCCUGGGUCGUUGUCAAGUAUUUAUAUGAAAAUACUGGGUGUUGGACAACAAACAAAAACAUGGCGUUCUGGUGGAUCAUCCGUUCUCCUAUCCUACUCUCUAUACUGAUCAAUUUCUUCAUUUUUAUCAGAAUUAUUCACAUUCUUGUGUCUAAACUUAGAGCUCACCAGAUGAGGUACACCGAUUAUAAAUUCAGACUGGCCAAGUCCACGCUGACUCUGAUCCCAUUGUUGGGGAUCCAUGAAGUGGUGUUUGCCUUUAUCACAGAUGAACACGCACAGGGGACUCUUCGACACGUCAAGCUCUUCUUCGAUCUCUUUUUAAAUUCCUUUCAGGGUAUGCUGGUUGCCAUAUUGUACUGCUUUGUCAACAGAGAGGUGCAGUCGGAGCUCCUCAAGAAAUGGAAGAGGUGGAAACUGGGCCAGGACAUCGAAGAAGAGUACAGGCACACUUACAGUCAGCCGUCACACGCGAGGAACGGAACUGCCAACCUGGAGAAGCACAAGCUGGUGAGCAGCUACCACAAUGGGAAUGAUGAGGCACCCCACCACACUGUGGAACCCGUGCCGCAAUUCACUGAAAAGCCCGAGUCUUCGCCCGAACAAAUAACACUGAAGGCCGAGCUCCCCUGCUGCGAAGGCCCGAAACCGACAGAGCACAAAAUUUUGUGUUUGUUGGAGAGUAAUUGUUAGAUGGAAGGUGGACAGGCAAUGACCAGCUUUAUGUUGGGACUGAGAAAGAAAAGGUGACUGUGAGCCCGAGGCAAGACAUUGAAAAAAAAAAUCACCGAAUUUCUAACCGAAAGCAGAGAGGAGCUCACAGAUAAUUAUUGCAUGGAAAUGCCUGAUGACAACUUUUGAGGGAACUUGGGCCAUGUCCCUUUUGACUUCACCCUGCUUUCAGAACAAUGUUCCUCUAUACAUGUGCCUGCUUCCAGGCUGAUGUUCACUGCACUGUUACUUGCAGUGUGAUAAAACAAUUCAGGCAAUAGUGAUCAAAAGCGAUGUCUCCCUAACUAGGAACAGCAUUAAGGUGGCACUUAAGGAGCACUGAUGGUUAGAGAGGAAGAAGGAUUUUUUAAUAGAUGUUAAACACCCCUACGAAACGAAACAGCGAUAUUUAAGAUAGCACGUCGCUUACCGAGAAGGAGUGACUUGACAGGUGGUGACUGCAGUCAGCUGUCAGAGGAAGCCACUUUAACCUUGAUGCACAGAUUUCCUUUCUUCAAACGCACAGCCAGCAGCUCUGAUCGGUCAAGCCCUGGCUCAACCUAAAUUAUUUGUGAUUUGUGUGGAAUAUGUGUGUGUGUUUGUAUCUGUCUGUGUGUUUUCAUCUGGCACAGGCCAUCACCCAAUAGACCAGCAUUCACUGCCCAUCCUUAAUUGCCCCAUAAAGAUGGCGCUGUACCAGCUUCUUCAACCACUGCAGUCCAUAUGAUAGACCAAAUGUCUGUGCUUGUCUGUCUUUCUCUGUGUGUGUGUGUGUGUGUGUGUGUGUGUGUGUGUGUGUGUGUGUGUGUGUGUGUGUGUGUGUGUGUGUCAGUCUGCGCUUGUAUCUGUUUUGGAAGGUGUUUGUUUUUUGUGUGUGUGUGUAUCUGUUAGGGUAUUUGUGUCUGUGUGUCUGUGUGUCUGUCCAUCUCUGUGUGUGUGUGUCCCAUCCCAGCCACAUGUGAACAAGAUGUCCAAAUAUCAUUUGGCCUUUAUGUACAGGUCACACGAGCAAGAUGCUGGAGGAUCAGAGAUAAACUUUUACUUCAGCACAGUAAACAGCUAUUGUGCAGCAGUCUAUCUGAACUUCAAUAUGUGUACAUAAAGACUCCACUCCCAACUGUGAAUUGCCCCUUAUCAACAGCAUGCUCGGGUGCGUGGGUGGGGGUAGCCCCCAGUGAAUUCUCAAGAUUGAAAUCUAAACUUUAUUAUAUUGUGUUGUUAGACUACAACAAAGUCUAUCUGCUGUUUAAAAAAAAACAACAAAUUUUCAUUGGAAAUUAAUGUCUGGAAGAUUUCUCAGUGAUGGUGGAUUUGAAACUUGGUGAAAUUAAUGCUGCUCAUUUGUGGUUUUCCAUUGCUCAGCUCCUCGAAACUUCAAGGAAUCACAAGCCUCCAAUAUUCUUUGUCUCCAGUGAGAAUGUAGCCUGGGAGUUUAACAGGUAUCUCACAAAAAAAUAACAAGUUAGGAUGUGUGCGAUACAAAGACACACACGUAUGCGUGUACACACACAUAUACACAAGCACACGCACACACAUACACCACACACAGAUCUGUAAUUACACACACAAACAGUUAUCGAUGUGUAUACGCACACAACACAAACACUUAUAGACACAUACAUACACACAGGUAUAUGCAAAUACACACAGGUACACACAUUCAUGUAGAUGCACACACAGAGGUACACACUUAUACACAGGUAUAUACAUAUGUACACACAUGUACAUGCACAUGCACACAUAAUAUACCAGAUUAAGUGUGGAAAUGAAUGACAAGUCAUUCAAUAGAAAAACUUUUGCAUCAUUCAUGCGUAGGUGAGGGUGUCACUGGCUAAGCCCAGCAUUUAUUCCCCAUCCCUGGUUGCCCCAGAAGGUGGUGGUGAGCUACGCUCUUGAACCACUGCAGUCCAUGUGCUAUCAGUGAGGGAAUUCCGGGAUUUUGACCCAGCGACAAUGAAGGAAUGGUGAUAGAUUUCCAAGUCAGGAUAGUGAGUGGCUUGGAGGGGAACUUGCAGGGCGUAUGGUUUCUAUGCGCCAUUAAAAAAUCUGUGAAAGUUUUUUUUUCAAAUACCUACAGAGAUACCAUUUCCAUUGGCAUGGGGAUCAGAAACCAGAGGACAGGGCCAUAAAAUAACUGAUAAAAGGACCAUCAAUAGGAACAGUGGGAGCAUGCAUGUAGGUAAGGCCUGUUAAAGAGGAGAGAGUUUUACACCGGGAUUGAUACCACUACCUGGCAGAAUGGUCGAGUGCAGAAUUCAAAAGGGAGCUGGAGAUAUAUUUUAGAAAGAAACAAUUUACAGAGUCUCGCUGAAAGAAGAGGGGACUGGAAUUAAUUAGACAGCUGUUUUAGUUUCAGUGAGCUAAAAAACUAAGAUUCUAUGAAAAUUAGAGGGAUCAGACAAGGGUCCUGUUGCUUGGUCUUCAACCACCUUAGUUUUGACAAUAACCAAUUGCAAAAUGACAAGAAGAAUCCAAAAGAAAUUGCAUUGAGGGUUUAAACCAAACUCAUGUGCAUGUGGAAUAUGAAUGAUAGACUGAGGUAGGUGAUCUCCCAUUGUGGGAUUGAGCUCUAGUACAGGGGACUGCAUGAUAACCAUUUUCAGUGGAAUUCACACCGAGUGAGAGCGGUGGGGGCUCACUAGGUUGAUACUGGGGGUGGCCAGACUGUCCCAAGAGGAGAGAUUGGUUCAAUUGGGCCCGUGUCCGCUAGAGUUUGGGACAAUGAGAGGGGAUCUGACUCAAACCUAUAGACUUCUAACAGAGCUGGACAGACCAGAUGCAGGGAGGACGGGGAGUCUAGAAUCAGGGGACGUAGCCCCAGGGAUAGACCAUUUAGGACUGAGAUGAGGAGACAUCACCCAAAGGGGAGUGAACCUGUGCGAGUCUCUACCACAGAAGGCCGUCGGGACCGAGUCACUAAAUAUAUUCGAGAAAGAGAUUUAUAGUUCUGAGAAUAUGAAGACAUCAAGGAGUAUGGGGAGAAAGUGGAUCUGCCAUGAUAUUGAAUGAAGGGCUGAAUGGCCCACCCCUGUCACUGGUUGCUGUGUUGCUCUGAAAUGAAUGGGAAGCAAAGCUGGUCCAUUUUGAUGCCAGCUCCUUCAUGGUGACCUUCCCCCCCAAUCCUCCUCACUACCACUGCCCCUUGGUGUAUCCAAACCAGUCAGCCAUUUGGAUGGCUGAAUAUAGGGGCCAGUGUGAACACACUGACGGACACCACCAUCCGGAGCACAGAUCAACUCCCUGCUUCCACAGCUCUUUCACUUUGACUCCUUGAAGUUGAGAUUUGGUGUAGGUAGUGUAUGGGGUUGGAAAACUGCCGCUCGUACUCACUGCUCAAUUUUGCUUCCCGGGGCUUCCGGUCAAAAUUGGGCAAGGACUAAACCUGUGGCCAUCAUUCCAUGUCUCCACUGGAUUUUCACCUCACUCCAGUGUUAUUACAAUAAUCUGACUGGAACUCUGAGUUUCAGAAUCCCACUUUUAACAAGACUGUUGAGUUAUUCACCAUUACCUUAUCUUUCUCACUGUUUCCUGUUUGCUCUGAUUGUAGUUUUAAGAAAGAAAAACUGGGUAGUGAGCAUAUUUAGCAUUUGUUGCCCAUCCUGAACUGUUGAGUCAGCCAUAUUGGAGUCACAUGUAGGCCAGACCAGGUAAAGAUGGCAGAUUAAUGAACGAGAUGGCUUUUUAUGAUAAUCGGUGAUAGUUUCAUGCUCACCGUUACUGAGAUUCCAGAUAUGAAAUUAUUUAAAUUUAAAUCCCUCAACUACCUUGGUGGCACUAGAACCCAUUUCCCCAAAACAGUAACCACGGCCUGGGUUACGGUCCAGUGGCCUGGGUCAUUGUCCCACCUUUUCCUUAGAACAAGCUUCGCUGCCCAAUAUUGAGCCCAGACCCCAGGCUGCGGAGAUAGGGCUGGAGGGUGGGACUAGCCGGGGAGUUCUUUUGGAAACAGGUACAGAUACAGUGGGCCAAAUGGCCUCACUGUGUACUGUAAAAUUCUCAUUCAGCUUCCAGUGGUCAAGAGUUCAAAGGUUAAUUAGGUGGGCAGUGGACAGGGAGCAGAGCCAUCCAGGAGUUUAGAAUUCUACCUCUGGGAGUUAGCUGGUUUGGAUCCAGUGUGAUAAACCCCAAGAGAGAUUUCAAACCCGCGAUUAUACGUGGGGGAAAGACUGAGGGGGGGGAAUCAGUCGGUGCAGCAUCUCAUAUUCCUGACUCAGAGAGGGCAGAGAAACCAGCAACCCCGCCCAGUCCCAACCACCCACACCCACACCGCUGGAGUUCCUCAUUGUUGUUGGGGCUGAGAGAGAGAGGGUAGGAAGACUGGUACAGCCAGAACAAACCAACCCUGUUACACUGAUAUUCCCACCACCCCACGAGUGACUCCCCAGCUGGGAGACCUGGACUGUAAGGUUGGGAUCUCUGAAGCUCUGCGCCCUGUCUCUGGUUUGAGCAGGGUCCGUCAGCCUCCAGCCCUCACUUCCAGCUGAAUGCUGAAGAGAUAGAACAAGAAACUGAGGAUGCUAGUGAUCUGAGUGAAACAAAACACAUGGGCAGUGAUGAAGAAACUCAGCAGGUCGAGUUUUUAUUUGGAGAGAGAAACAGAGUCAACAUUUCGAGUUGAAAUCUCACUACAGUUAUCCCUUUCAGGAGCAACUUGACCCUGGUUAAAGAGAAAUCCUUUCGCUUAGCUUCAUCAUUCAUGGUUUUGCCUUUAAUCUGGAGAUUUGUAAAUGGGAUUGUAAUAUUACUUCCCUGUUUUUUUAACCUGCAAUUCAUGCCCUCGGGUAGCGGAGAAGUUGGGCUCAUUAGCUGUUCUGUUUGAUGUCCCCACACAGUAUUUUCAGUCCCAGUUCCUUCUUAGUGCCUCCUCGUGUAGCUUGCUUCAGUCAACGGCAGUGUGCUCUAUAUUAUUGAGGUCAGGUACGAGGUUCAGUGACACAGCAGCCCUGCGUGUUAACAUUGUGCACAGUGGAACACAAUAGAUAUGUUUAUUGUCCAGUUUCUUCUUUUUAAAGUUGUAUGGUAAAUGCUUCGUUAUGCUAAAUGUGCCAUGAGUUCUGAAUGGUUUUGGAAAACGUGCGUGUAAAAUAAGACAAAAAUCUAUGAAUUGUUAAAGCCUAUUUGCACAGUUUAAUUUAUAUGAACAUGUAAAUACUUGUGUACAGAUAUAUACAACAUAAAGACUUUUGUAUGUGACAUUCUCAGGCAGACGUUCUUGUCUAUUUGAGCUGUAGCGUUGCUCGUGGUUAAAGUGCUCUCUUUAUCUUAAGGGUCCCAGGAGCUGAGGAAAGUUCCGGGACUAGUCGUGAAUCAAGCUCGGUCCUUCUGAAUGUAGCUUUUCAGUGAGAAUGCUUCCCCAGUGUGUUCACCUUCUCGGCCCGUGUGCAAUAUGCUUGGCUACUUAGCUAGCUUUGGCUAGUAAUAUUGACUAGAGGGGUGGCGUCUUGGAUGCUUUCGGGGUCCUUCGCCCCCCCCCCCCCAGAACUUUGGGACCCACCCCUCGUGUCAUUGUCAUCAGCCGAUCUUGGACCAGAUUCCUGCGAACUGAUGCAAGUUUGUCUGCUGCCUACUCACCAUUUAAGUAAGAAACUAAGGGGGGGACAGGACUUAAUGAGUAAAUGUUCUGCUUGGUCCCGUGUACCAUGUUUGCAAAAAUAAAGACAAAG